ACAGUGUUUUAUAUUACGUAAGGCACAUAAUUAUGAAUUAAAGAAAAUCGAGCAAUGAUAUCGGUGUAUUGGAUUCUCGGUGUUUGAAAUCUACUGGUAAACAUUCAUGGAAUUGUUUUAUCUUAAGGCAGUCCUUUUACGAUAAAAGCAAUCGAAGUUGAAAGCCACUCAGAUAGUGAGGCAAGUCGAUUUAAACUAAUGACAUAAACGAACAUGACGCUACAACUACAACAAGACUUGUGAUUGUGUCAAACUUAACAAGAACGGAUGCCAUAAAAAGCAAAAGAAAAAGGACUAAAUUUUCUUUUAAAGUCAUCUUGAUUGAACAUAAUAAUUGACUUUUUUAGUGGAAAUGAUAAAAGAACAAUUACAAACCCAGACGUAUUGAUGAACAAAAGAGAAAAUACAUGACCAUUAGAACAGGCUCGUCACUGUUUAUGUCAAAAUGGUACCAUCGUUGUGGCAUAGAAACAUGAAUUGAAAAGGCUGUGGUUUUGAAGCGACGUUUUACGUUAAGCGCCAAAUCCUAUUUAUAUGAUUUGAUUCGAGAGAUUGCUUUACGUUAAAUCCAUUCCAACGCCAUAAUGACGGCUGCGGUUCACCAAAGUACAUAUGCCGGACAGUAUGCGAGUCGGAUAAUGCGGAUAAAGAAGAUGGAUUCCGGAAACAAGUUACGUCUGCGCACCCUGCACGCGCAGCUGGGCACUCUCCUCGUGCAACGCAAGGCCCUUAACUCCAAGGUGACCACGAGACACUUUGAGCUUCUGCGAGAGGCAGUUGAUGACGACGCCGACCCCUACGAGAUCAAAUCCCGGCUGACCAGACUUGAGCAGUCCCUUAAACAGGAAGGUCUCUACAAGAACGUCAAAGCAGACUUCGUGCAUUUACGGAAAGAUAUUCUUGGGCUUCUUCAGUGGACGCCCGCAGACGCCGCUCAGUACCAGCAGAAGAACACUCUCCCCGGCAUCCAUACCGUUGGGCCCAAGGAUCGAACCUUCUACGUGGCCACAAAGGGCGAGGACCACGCAGCCGCUUCCGGUGCAACACAAACAUCAAAGAUAGGUUCAUCAUCAAGUCUUUCUUCAGACGAUCUCCGAAUUCUCAAUUCUGCAAUUGGAAAACUUUACCGACAUUUGCAACUAGCUCAAAAGGAACAGGAAAUGACGUCAGUGGAAAUGACAAUUAAAGACGCCACCCAACAGAAAGAGAAUAUGAACGUUUUGACUCUUUCUCAUGUGCAACCGGAUGAAUCGUUUCACGACAUUGUGCUCAAAAUAAGAAACUUUGAAAAGGAAUUUCAGCGACAGAAGGUUCAGCAACUACGGGAGUUUAAACGGUUACAGGAGGAAAUCAAACGCCUCAACAAGAUUUCUGUGGACCUCAAGAAAGAAAAUGAACGAAUGAAGGGUGUUCAACCGAUCAUGUCCAUAGCAAAAGGAAAACAAGUAGAGCGACUGGAAGAGAGACACAGAACAGAAAAGAAAGACAUGGAGGAGAAAAUACACGAACUUGAGACCGGCAUGAGGAGGGGCUUUGCUCAGCUUCUUCACGGUAAGGAGGAAAUCCGAUCCCAAAUCCGAACUGACGUGGACGAUCUCACGACAUCCAUCAAUCACCUUCAUCACCUCGUGCUUGGCCACAAGUUUGACGUCACUUCCGUAAAAUCCGGCGCCGACGACGACGAGCUGCUGCCGACAAAGGAGCUCCUGAACAUGCUCACGAGCGUCGCCGGUGGGGUGCAGGUGCUCAAAAUGAAGGCAACGGAACAAACUAAAAAGGUGGAAGACUUGAUGACGUGGCGCCGCUGCCUCAAGGAAGUGGACCGCGAGAUCACGCGCUUCUCGCGAGCGUAUGCCGCCGACGCCGACGAGGACACUGACGUCAAGGACCCGACGCUGAUCAACCAAGAAACGGACCCGUACAUCAUCCUGGCGUCCAGCAAGAACAAGCUGCAGAAGACGAAAGAAAACAUCAGCAUUAAGCUGAAAAUGCAUUCAGAUACAGCCAGUUUGAUGAAACGGAAGGAGCGCGACGCCAGCAAGUACCGGCAGAGUCUGGAGGAAUUACAAGGGGAGAUCAUCAAGCUACACGAGCAGGUGCUCGCCGUGCAGAUCCAGGACAUCUCCAUCUCUAAACCGGAGUUCGAGCGCCGCGCAGAGGCCGGCGACAAGUCCGACAGAUCCGACGGGUCCGCCGACGAGCUCCCGGAAGCGGAGCGGCAAGAGCAGAUGGACCUGAUCGACAAGCUGCGGCAGAUAGGCACCAUGGUGAACCACUUUCAGCAAUUGAUUAUCGACCGGACCAGUGUUCUGAACAAGAUGGAGAACGACAUGCUUCCGCUGAAAAUCCGCGUGAACCGUUUGCACGAGGAGAUCACGAAAACGAUGACGUCAUCAGAUUCGCCUGACCCAGCAGACGACAUAAUGCGCACGCGACGUUCGUUCUCUCCCGCGGAUGCGAGUUCAAGCGUGAUUUCAAAAGAGAUCGCGAACAUGCUCACCAAACUAUCGAAAAUGGAACUUUCCAUACGACAUUUACUGGACACCUAUUCGGCAAAUCUCGAUCGAGUGUCCGUUUAAUGUGAAGUGAAAACUUUCUUUAUUACAUUCAAACAUUCUUCUACGCUUUCCAUUUUUCAAUAUACAUUCACUGUGUGUUUGUUUUUGUUACAACUAAAUGAAAGAAAUGAAUGUUUAGAAAGUUGUGAAACACUUUUCAUCGCUUUUUGGCCUGUUUUCAAAACACAGGAAUGUACGGGCGUUUUUAUUCAAUCAUUGAACAUGUGAACGACAACGUAAAUUUCACAUUAUUUUCAUAUAUUUGAUCAACUUAACAAUAUGAAAUUUAUGAUAUCAACUUUACAUGUGAUAACCGUGUGAUAUUUUUUUACGUAAAUAUGUUCGUGUUUUUUUUUAAAUAAAUAUUUGUUAUCAGAUUUGUACUAUUUGCCAUCUGAUUUUUUAUAUGGUUUUAUGAGUCCACGACUGUGCCUGUGUGAUUUUCUUUGCGUGUUGUUUUUUCAGUGACGCCAUACGUCUUGUACCGUGAUGUUAUUGUUUGUGUCGUCUUCACGACAAAUCAUGUUAUCGAAAUUUCAUGAAGCAUCAAUAAUAAACGUGUUUUUUUUUCAAGUA
Dreissena polymorpha is the source of this 3134-nucleotide messenger RNA. RefSeq names its product uveal autoantigen with coiled-coil domains and ankyrin repeats-like. The coding region runs from base 585 to 2579 and encodes 664 amino acids. The transcript has 12 exons. Lineage: Eukaryota; Metazoa; Mollusca; Bivalvia; Myida; Dreissenidae. The record is from RefSeq and is a predicted model, not a curated record.